GCAUUUAUUCUGUGGAAGGGACUGAGAACGAGUUUCUCAUACUUAAAGUGGAAUGAUGUGUUUUGUAACCUCUUCAGAUUUGAGUGAGAAUUCUAAUGAGGCCUCUAAUUAAUUUAUUUGCAACAAAAAAUACAUUUGGCUUACCUGCAUAUAUAUUCCAGCAACGAGCUAGAUUGGUUCAUUCGGUAUCGAGUAUGAGUGAAUUGCUGGUGGGUGUAUGCCAAAUGACGUCAGGUAGUGAUGUGGAGAAGAAUAUUGAGUCGUGCAAAAGGUUGGUCACAAAAGCCAAACAGCGUGGAGCCAAGGUUUGUGGAUUGGUUGCGCAGUUCUGCGGUACCUUGGUUCUAUGGUUUCACGAUUCACAUGAUUCUAUACUACCAUGGUUCAGUGAUCCUACAAUUCUAUGGUUAAAUUUUGAAUGUGGGUAAAACCUUCGAGGCAGGUAUAAAAGUUGGAUCACUAGUUGGACUGGAACCAGACUGGACUCUAUCCCCUAACCCUAGAACUGGAAUGGUAAUCCGGUACGACUUUUAUACCUGCCCAGGGUUUGAUUCAGAGUUGGGGUCUGGUCCGGUCUUACUACCGGUCUCGUCCAACUUUUAUAUGUGCCUUAAAUUAAUACGAUCUCGUCCGACUUUUAUGACCUUUUAUACAUACCUAGUCUAUGGUCCCAGUCAUUCCUCUCUUUAAUAAUACUAGAGAGGUUGAGAUUUUACGUCUACUAAGUACUGCUACCAGGUUGAUCAGAAAAAUCAAAUGCAUCUGAUUGGUUAAUUAAUGGCCCUUUAAUGGUAGCAGUAGUUCCAGUCAAAUUGGACCCUUUCUUUUGCUGGCUGGAUUACCUGUGCAUUGGACUUGUUGUGGCCAAAAUUAUUAGCACCACAGAGUUGUCAUUCUCAUUAUUCUAGAUGGUGUUUUUACCAGAAGCAUUUGAUUACAUCUCAGAAAAUAAAGAGAUGUGUCUCUCUCUUGCACACUCUGUCGAUGGACCAAUUAUCAAAGAUUUGUCUCAGAUGGCAAAAGAUCUCGAUAUUUGGUUGUCACUUGGAGGUUUUCAUGAAAAAGUAUGUAACACUAAAAAAAAGUUACCUGGUUAGCUGUAGGGGCGGGGUUAAGGGCAGGGGUGUGGCUAGUGAGCAUUUUAGCAAAUCAGUCACUCUGGUAAUGUGCAAAUUACCUGUAAAUCUGAUGACACUGCAGUGGGUCUGAUCUACCAGGAAAGGUAUAUCAAUAAACAAACCUCAGCCUGACUAAUGCUAUAGAACACUAGACCUCCUCAUUUGAGAUAUCAUAGCCAACACCUCUCCCCCCCCCCUCCCACACACACAUCAAUAUCCAGCACCCUCUCAAAAAGUUAAGCAUUGAAAAAAAUUCCCAUGAUUUUUGAAGUGUGAUGGCUAGUGCAAUGCAAAAGCAAUGUGUUGGAACCUAGCCCCCCCUCUCAAAAUAAUCUGCACCCCUCCCCACAUUAUCUGCACCCCUCCCCACAUCACCACCCCUGACAGAUAAACUUUUAAUACCAAACACGUUUUCCAAUGACAGACAAAAUAAUUUUGCUCUAAGACAGAGUAAAAUAGAAAUAUAGGACAGUGUGGCACAUUGAAGCUUAAUAAUGGGUAGACUUUCCAAAGUACUUUCCAGAUCCUUCUAUGGCGCGCUUCACUUCCACUUCGUCUCUCGGAUUGCGUGCUCCCUCCCCCAUGGUCGACUUGUGGCAAGUCUACUUAAUGGGUUAAUAAGAUUGAAAAGUAAAAUAAUUUGAUGUUAGACAAAGUGAAAUAGUUUGGUUGAUUUAAUGGUUCAAAUAAAAUUAUCCAGAGCACAUCUGAAGACUCUCGUAUCUACAACACGCAUCUUAUUCUUGAUAACCAUGGCAACAUCGCUGGCAAAUACAGCAAGCUACAUUUAUUUGAUAUCGACAUCAAAGGCGGAAUUACGUUGAAGGAAUCAGAUAGUUUUAUACCUGGGAAAGAAAUGCCUCCUGUGGUCAAAACACCAGUUGGAAACGUUGGUCUUUCAAUUGUAUCUUUGAAUGAAGAAGUGUUCUUCUUUUACCCAAUGGGCCUAUUCCCUAAUGAACAAAACUUUUGAUCUAGACAAGUGAACUCUAGACAAAAAUUUCACCACAGCUUGAAAGAGCAUCACAAAAUUAGUAAUAUUCCGUAGUUUCGUUGCGAAAUGUUGUAAAAUGCGGAUAAUAUAGGAUUAUAGCACUGCGAAGUUUGCCGUUUUUCAGUCAUUUUGUAUUACGCACGGGAAAUUGAUACCGCUUUCUGAAAAAAGGUAUCAUUUUCCCGUGCGUAUUAUACAAAAUGACUGAAAAACGGCAAAUUUCGCAGUGUUAUAUUAUCCGCAUUUUACAACAUUUCGCAACGAAACUUCGGAAUAUUACUGAUUUUGUGAUGCUCUUUCAAGCCGUGGUAAAAUGUUUGUCUAGGUCAAAAUUUUGUUCAUUAGGUAACAGGUCCAUUUUACAUCGUCUAUCUCCUUUUUACCAGAAGUUUAUACCAGAACCUCUCAACGAAGGGCCUUCGCUAAUUUUUCAGGUAGCGGCAAUUUCUAUCCAUCCGCAGUUUUUUGGUGUUUUUGUCACUAGCUACACUGGCGCAGACUGGUAUUCUCAGUACUCCCCUCUCACAGAUCAAGUGAAACAGAAUAUGUGUGAGAAAUUCUCAUGCAUAUUCUGUUUCACUUGGUCUCCGAGAAGGGAGUGUAUAUCUCUCUGACCAGUUUUCGUAAAUCGUUUCUAUUGAUGUGUCCAUACCAUCUCAGCGUUGCUUCCCUUAUCUUCUUUGCAAUAUCUACCACCUCACAUCUUCAUCUCAUCUCGUUAUUCCAUGUCUCUGACCAGUUCUCCUAAAUCGUUUCUAUUGAUGUGUCCAUACCAUCUCAGCCUUGCUUCGUCAUCUUCUUUGCAAUGUCUACUAGCUCACAUCUUCUGAUCUCCUUAUUCCACAAUGUCUUUGACCAGUUCUCCUAAAUCGUUUCUAACCGUGUGUCCAUACCAUCUCAGCCUUGCUUCUUCAUCUUCUUUGCAAUGUCUACCACCUCACAUCUUCAUCCUUAUUCUAUAAUGUCUCUGACAGUUCUCCUAAAUCGUUGCUAACUGUGUGUCCAUACAAUCUCAGCCUUGCUUCCCUCAUUUUCUUUGCGAUGUCUACCACCUAACAUCUUCAUCCUUAUUCCAUAAUGUCUCUAACAGUUCUCCUAAAUCGUUUCUAAUUAUGUGUCCAGUACCAUUUCAACCUUGCUUCCCUCACCUUCUCUGCAAUGUCUACCACUACACUUUCUGAAUUGAUUGAUUUCAUCAGCUGUGUCACAAAUUGGUCCAACAAGACUAUACUUAACAAGUUUCUACAAGAUUGUUGUGUCAACUUCAUAACAAUUUGUUACGAGCAAGUUGUACCAGAGUUGUUGCACCAAUUUGUGACAAAGCUUACAGCUUCGACACGAUUUUAUUAGACAAGAUUAUAAUUAUUUUCUUAACCCAAUGAAGUGCUAUGAUUUGCGCUUUCCAGAACUCUCUCUCAGUUUAGCCCAAAAAGGAUCCGAUAUCCUAACUUAUCCUUCAGCAUUUACAUUUAUCACUGGAGCAGCACACUGGGAGGUAAGAAGCGAGUAUUUAUGGUUUUGGAUACUAUUUCUGAGUCUCACUGGAAUUUUUCAAUCCCGGAAAAUGUUUUAUAGGCCGGGCAAAUGUCUUUCUGCCCCCCCCCCCCUAAUUUUUCCCUCCUGUACGCCUAUGUCCAGCUGUUCAAUUCAUCGGAUUGUCCAUUCGACAUGGAUCCAACGAAUUUGAACCAAUGGCAAAUCGGUGGGAAUCGAACCCGCGACCUGUGGAGUGUGUGGUAUUUCGGAACUAAGUCUAGUACCUUCGAUACCAAUGUAUUAUAUGAUCAUGAUAUUUUUGUGUGUGUUUUGAUGUUAUGUACUCUGGUGAAUAUAAUGUUUUUGAUGUUACUCUGAGUGUAUAUCCACACCGGCUAACUUUUCAGCCUGCCCGGUGUGGAUAUACACUCAGAAUAACAUCAAAAACAUUAUAUUCACCUAGUACAUAACAUCAAAACACACACAAAAAUACAAUGGCAAAUCGUUUUGCCCUAUGUCAACAGACGGCCUUUGAAACAUCAAGUUACGAAUCUCUCCAUCCAGACAAACGAAGACGUACAAUUGGGAAAAGGCCACUUCAACCACCAAGGCCCAUUUUGGAAAGUCCUCACUUGAGCCGAGACUCUUCUUGCGCUAGUAAUUCCUAGUGUAUGUAUACACAUUCUAUGCACAUCUCUAUUUCAUUCUAGUCUUUACUGAGAGCGCGAGCAAUUGAGACACAGUGCUAUGUGAUAGCAGCGGCUCAAACUGGACAGCAUAACGUGAAACGAAGAUCAUACGGUCACGCAAUGGUAAGAGAAAUUGUUUGCAGUGCAGAAUGCAGUCGUCUGAUUAUAAUUUUACCUCGGUAACAUGUGAGAAGAGUGCUUCCAAUGGACCUAUUCCCUAAUGAACAAAAUUUUGAUCUAGACAAAAAUUUCAUCACAGCUUGAAAGAGCAUCACAAAAUUAGUAAUAUUCCAAAGUUUCGUUGCGAAAUGUUGUAAAAUGCGGAUAAUAUAGCCAUGCGAAGUUUGCCGUUUUUCAGUCAUUUUGUAUUACGCGCGGGAAAUUGAUACCUUUUUUCAGAAAGCGGCAUCAAUUUCCCGUGCGUAAUACAAAAUGACCGAAAAACGGCAAACUUCGCAGUGCUAUAUUAUCCGCAUUUUACAACAUUUCGCAAUGAAACUUUGGAAUAUUACUAAUUUUGUGAUGCUCUUUCAAGCUGUGAUAAAAUGUUUGUCUAGACUUGUCUAGAUCAAAAUUGUGUUCAUUAGGGAAUAGGUCCAUUCGACUCUACCAAACGCCGCAGAUUUUUUUCCGUAGGUAUAAAUCUUCUUUCUUGUAGUAACAACGAGUGUACAUAUAAAGGAUGCCUCUUACUGGACAUCUAUAUCCACUAACAACCCCAAAACGUUCAUCAGACAUCAUCUCAACUAAAGUAUUCUAUUUGUCUUAGGUUGUAGACCCAUGGGGCCAGAUCGUAGCACAAUGCCACGAAGGUGAAGAUGUCUGCGUGGCUGAGAUUGAUUUUCAAUAUCUCAAGAAAGUGAGAGAACAGAUGCCGGUGUGGGAACAUAGACGCCAUGAUAUAUAUGGCAGAGUAGGACCGCAGUAAUCAGGAAUCUUUUAUGCGAGUAGUGAAUGACUGGUAUUUUUAAAGCCGUUCAAACAAACCCAAUAAUGUUGCCCCCAAAUUUUGCAGCAAUUUUGAGAUAUUUCGUUAACUGCUUAUUUUCAAAUAUUUGGGAAGAUUCAUUGUUCAAUGUGACAGUCGGUCAUGCGUCGGCCAUUUUGAAUAAUUUUCCCCUCGUUCUUGAAAAAACAAAAACAGCCUCUUAGACUCUUACUAAUCUGUUACACAUGCAAAGAAAGUUUUACUUUGUUAGAAUAUACUAUAUAAACUAUAAUUUAUCAAUUGAGAUUCCUUUCUACUUCGUCAUAUGGUUGAAGUAUAUAUUGUAAAUGAAAUUGCAACGCAAUGUUUUGUACAACUGUUCCGUUUUGCAUGCAUAAGUCCUAUUAAUAAUUACUGUGCGCUGGCUGCUAUGUUGUCAGACCAAAAUUUCAGACUCAUAUUGAACACUGAUUUGAACUGAAAAUAUGCGAUAUAAAAUAUUUGUGAAACAUUAUCUGAAAAUUGUUGGAUGGUUCAAACAACGCUGGGUCCGUUUGAACGAGCAUUUAUGUAGGUGGAUUUAUUCUGCAUUAUGUGGUAAACCAGAAGUUAUUAGAGUGAAAAAUAGCGACCUGAAGUAUAGGACCAUAAAAACGGUAAAACGGGUGAAUUGUUUAAGUGAUUAAAAAUGGGUGGUAUAGAAUGUUGGUUCUUUGUUUAGUACAAUUUUAUUUACUAUUCGUCAAAUUAAAACUCAUAAUUCUAUCUAUUUAUAGCUAAAAAUUAUAUUUACAACUUUAAUUGGUAACUGUGUAUUCUGAACAUUGGUUCGUGUGAAUUUGCUAAUUUUACAACUUUUUAAGAGUGUAAAUAAAAAAUAUGUCUCAGACUAUCUUUGAUGCAACAACCAUGAUGAAUAAUGGCUAAAUCACGUGCUAAAUGAUGGCCCACAAGGAAAUCGGGAAAUUCCUGGCCGGGCAAUUCAUUUGUUUAAUUAUGAAAUGGGCUCUACAAAGAGUCAUCUUAAUAUCUUAAGACCCUUUUAUAACCUCGUCCCCAGGGGUAUUUUGCCCCCACUGUUGAAGAUCGGCGAAAAGGACCCUGGGAUCGGCUGGUCACAUGACACCCAGAAUUUGUGGGUGUUUUGAUACGAUCAUUUAUGUGAAAUUAAAUUUUUGUUGUUUGCUAACGAAUAAUAAUGUGAAGUAAUGAACCGUUUGCCAACUUAUUCAUCUAAAGACGUUAGUUUUAGAGCAGUAUGCUUGCAUAAUUCCUCUCAUAUCCACGAGUAUGACAAACACAUAGCACGACAAGAAUAGGACGUAAGUGAAUCUUGACUAUACUCUCGGUAUUUUCUUAAAGUGGAAGUCAAGUCCGUAAUGUAAACAAACGGUUUGUUUACAUUUUGAACUGCUGUAUUUUUUUAAAUAUGAUGUACUGUCUGAAUAUCUAACACCAUUUUGGUUCGCUAUGCUUCUAAAUGAAUAUGAAAUAGAGUUUAUGUUCAGAAAAAUUCGAAACAUUCGAAAUUUGGGCAAUGUUCACAUUAGAGGAAAUUAGAGGUCGUCACAUUGUUAUGAGCAGAACCGAUGCGCAGAACGGACUUGACUUCCACUUUAAGUUUAUCGUAUAAUUUGAAGACAAGAAUUUUUUGAAGCACUAAAGGUGUUUGAGUAAAUUAUACUGCAAAUAGGAAUAAAUACGUUUUUGAACAGACCAAUGGGAUUGUAGAAUUGAUCGGGCAAAAUGCUCUGGGGACAAGGUUGACUCUUUUACACUAUAAAGGUUUCUGUGAUUACAAUGAUGUCAAAAAGCUUUCAUAGAAAGACGCAAAUUAUAUUAUUGUACCUUUGACGAAGGUUUGCACCGCCACAAAAGUUGGCCAAAGUUGCCUGUAAAUUGUCAGGCCAAAAAAUGCAUACACCUUUCAAAGUUUUUUUUUAAAGCUCGUAAGGGACCGGUCAUUAUUUAUGGCGGGGGGGGGGGAUGGCACCGGAGAGAAAAGGGUUGGGUAAACAAAAUUUUAAGUGAGUAAAAUGUUGGGUAAAUAAAAAUCAACUCAAGGGUUGGGUAAUAAAAAUGUAUUGUGAUUUCCAAAGAGCGACUCGCUCAAAUAUUGAAGACUAAAAAAGCAAUUUGUCAGGAAGCAAAUGGUGUCUCCAAAGAAAGUACAUGUGCAGACAACAUGAAACUUUAGACUGCAGAAAAUUGCACAAGCAGUUAUCGAACUCAUGUCACAGAAGUGGUAAAGGACAUGUGUGACAACUGAAUGGUAUCGUUUUGUAAAGUUUUUGGACAGGGAUGGGUAUGUAUUUUUUGAUAUUUGAGGUUGGGUAAAAAAAUUGACAUUUUAAUGGUUAGAUCAGCAAAAUUUUUACUACGCCAUAAAUAAUUAGCGGUCCAUAAAGGCCAUUACCUUUCGCUUUCAGCAAUGCAAAUGUUUCAUUCUGCGGUUAAAAUGUAAUGUAAAGUUGCCAUUAAUGUCACCCUCAAUGCCACACUGGCGUCUUGGAGAAAAGCUUAUGCCAUUAUUCAUAUUGUGCGUUUCUAUCGCUUUACUGGGGAAUACUUUCUGUGCGUCACUCGCAAUAAAUAAAUAUUACCUUACAGAGUAAAGGGAAUACUCUGACGUCAUCGGUGACGUGACGCAGCUGUUGCCAUGGAAAGGAUAGAUUUCCAAGAACUCCUAUACCGACGUUGAACAAGGUAUUAGCCACUUACCAACGUUCACUUCCUCCUUUUCGUACCUUUUAAUGAACGGCUCGCCCUGGAAGGAAAUAUACUCGAUUACCGUCGUUUUCAUCUACCCAUGCACAGUCGCAGUAACAACGAUGGAACAUACUUAUGUUUUGCGCAAUACUUCAAUGUGCGCAAUGAUGGAAC
Messenger RNA from Paramuricea clavata, 8088 nucleotides. The record is from the annotation of a GenBank genome assembly. Lineage: Eukaryota; Metazoa; Cnidaria; Anthozoa; Malacalcyonacea; Plexauridae.